Mytilus californianus (California mussel) is the source of this 2095-nucleotide messenger RNA. RefSeq lists its product as uncharacterized. The record is from RefSeq and is a predicted model, not a curated record. The transcript has 11 exons. Bases 132 to 1157 code for a protein of 341 amino acids. NCBI's taxonomy places the organism in Eukaryota, Metazoa, Mollusca, Bivalvia, Mytilida, Mytilidae. Gene Ontology annotation, molecular function: FMN binding; riboflavin reductase (NADPH) activity.
GGCUAUAAAAAAUCUACUCAUUCAGGCUAUAAAACAUCUACCUGAUAAAAAACAAAUUUAGUUUGUAUUUCUCAUAAAGCAUAGAAUAAGAAACUGGCUAUCUCCACUGUCAUAUGUGGUUGUAGUUUGAAAUGGAUUUCAUCAGGACAGUUUCCAUGAUCUGUAUGAGGAGAAAACCUAUUUUUGUGAAUCGGACAUCAGUUAUAAGAUGUUUUUGUCAAAAAGCUUCAGAGAAUAGUUCAACAAAGAUUGACAAACCUUACGAGUCAGCUGUUGAUAGAUUAUACAAAAAACUGAUGGGGAAAGUUCCACAGACAGUUGUAGUAGUAACAACAGCAGAAUAUGAUAUCCUGAAGAACAGAUGGUUAAACAAAGGAAUAACCUGUACCUCCUUCACAAAUGUCUCUUACCAUCCUCCUAUUGUAUCAUUCUGUGUAAAUCAUCCAAGUAAAAUGCAUGAUCUACUUUUGAGGACACAGCACUUUGCCAUCCAUGUGUUGGGAAAAGAUCAGGUUGCAUAUAGUUUAGAAUUUGCCAAGCAUGUAAAUGAUGAUAUAGAUCAAUUUGCCAGAGUACCACACACACAGGGACAUGAGGGAAUCCCCAUUAUAGCUGGAUGUUCUGCUGUGAUGCAGUGUAGAGUACAUUCAGUUCACACUGUUGGAGAUCACCAUGUUUGGUAUGGCAGUGUAUUUGAUGCGGUUGUUUCAGAUGAUGCUCCAGAUACACUUUUAUACUACUUUAAAUCAUUUAGAUCAGUUGGUGAUGAAAUAUUUAUAAAAGCUUUUGAGGAUGCCACAUUACCUUAUGAAGACUGGACACAUGAAGCUCAUUUAAGAAUGGCCUGGACUUAUAUUACAGAAUAUGGGAAAGAGAAGGCUACUCCUUUUAUAAGGGAAGGUAUUCAACAUUUCAAUGAACAAAACAAAGACAAAGUUAAGUUUGGUUACCAUGAGACUAUAACAGGAUUCUAUAUUUCUAUAGUAGCUGAUAGUGUUAAUAGAACAUCUGCAUUAACUUUUGACGAAUUUAUUUCAAAGAAUUUGUUUUUAUUUGACAAAAAUGUGAUAUCUAAAUAUUAUACCAAAGGCAGGCUUUAUAGUGAUGAUGCCAGGCACAGUUUUGUGACUCCUGAUAUAUGUCCCCUUCCAUGUUAGGCACAAGUUGAAGAAUUCCACCAUCAAGUAUCAUGUGAUAUUAUUUAUUAUAUGCUUAAUUAAUUGAGUUACUUGCAUUUUAUUGAAAUUUAUAUGUCUCACCUUUGUCAAGCAGAAGGGCAUUUAAAUUUAGCCUUGUUUGUUAUAUGUGUCGAUUUAAUUAAUUUUAUUUUAGGUAAAUUUUUAAGAAGCUGUUUAUAAUGUAUCAAUGGUAUUUCGCCACUUAAGUCUUCUGGUACAGUUCAUCCUUAUUUUGCAAAAAUAACAUCAGUAUGACCAUCUUUUCAUACUUGAAUAAAUUUUGUUGAGUUUUGGGAAUUUUUCUGUGAAAUGCUCUAGAACUAACUUUGCAUUUAUAUUAUUUUAAAUACACAUUUCAGUUAGGUGAUUUUUGUAAUUUUAUCAAAAGGAAAUUCUGAACAGUCCUUUUUCAUUAUUGAAGUUUUUAAAAUAGGAAUACUAAAUGUCAUGUUAACAGGGAAAAUUCUUCCAUCUGUUUUAUUUCAAAUUAAUUUUAACAUCAAGAGGCAAAUUAUUACAACUGAGUCUAUACAAGACAUUGUGUGUAAUUUUUAAAGGCAGUGCUUUAAUGCCUUUCUAGUUGCCGUGUUAAUCUUUCUUUCCGCGAUAUCCAACUUAUCUACGUGGGGGGUCAUUAGGCUCCAAGUAGAUCCGGAAAAUGUUGAUUCUCUCCUCUUCUUAUUGUGAUAUAAAAUGUGUUUUGUUUCAUUUCAUUUACAUUGGGAAAUAGAGAAACGAUCAUUGUGUUUUGUUAGUUUUAAAAACUUUUGAUAUAUUUGUAUUUUACAUUAUAAGCAGUCAACCGAUUGACAAACUAGAAUUAUUUGAAUUCCGUGUGUAAAGAGGUUGGGUUAAUUUCGAGUGUUAUCUGCAAUCUAGAUGUUUAUAAAUCAUUUCAGUCGUUGAUAUAAUAAUUA